AGGAAAUCAUAGAUAUAGCAAUCAAAGGCAUAAAUUGUUAUAUCUAUGAUACUACAAGUACAUACAAACAUACAUACAUAUCUGGAAAUGAGCAUGGAGAGUGUCUCGGUCAACCUCGUUGUUUUAGCAAUGUUGUUCAUGCUAUUAAGUCCUACAACAGCUGAUCCUGUCCUUGGCCGGAAAUUGGAAAUGCCGGAGAGAUACAACAUCAUACUAGAAGAAGCGGCCGCGCAGACGAGAGUCGGAGUAAAUAAGCAACUUGCAACACCUAUGGCUAUGGCUAAUAAUUUGAAGUGCUUGGAUGAGUACAUGGUUUGUGGGCAAUGGUUCCAACCAGAUUGUUGCUCUGGAUUAUACUGUGAAUGUGUGCAACUUACUAUUCCAGCUCAUCCCUACGUUAUGGAUUCGUGUGGCUGCUCUAAAAACUAGUGGACUCGUUUGUAUAUAUUUUGCUGCUUUUUAAUGUCUCCUUUGUAAUGCUUUCUUGCUUUCUGCUUAGUCUGUACACUACUUAUGUAAGCAGUGCACAAUAAAUAAAACUUCUAAUUCUGUUG
This is a messenger RNA of Spinacia oleracea (spinach), 554 nucleotides long. RefSeq lists its product as uncharacterized. Bases 46 to 429 code for a protein of 127 amino acids. Lineage: Eukaryota; Viridiplantae; Streptophyta; Magnoliopsida; Caryophyllales; Amaranthaceae. The transcript has 2 exons. The record is from RefSeq and is a predicted model, not a curated record.